Messenger RNA from Linum trigynum, 2300 nucleotides. NCBI's taxonomy places the organism in Eukaryota, Viridiplantae, Streptophyta, Magnoliopsida, Malpighiales, Linaceae. The record is from the annotation of a GenBank genome assembly.
GGCUACCGGUUAGUAAUGAAACGACGACAUUUUGUGCGGGGAGGAAGGGAAGGAAGCGGCGGACGGUUGUAAGGGGAUAGGAGGAGAAGGAAGAUGAAAACUAGCGCGGCGGCAUUGGAAAAUUUCUACCGAUGUUUGCAAAAUGCUUUGGGACGGACGAGACUCUUGUGUUUCUGAGGCGGUGAAUGGGGAAUAGUUUUCCUCUCCCGCACAGCGACGCCGCUCCCCCGGCGGUUUCUGGGCCGGCGGAACCUUCUCCACUGGCGACUGCGUUAUGGGCAGCAGCUGCUGCUUCUCCACUGGCGAUAUGGUUGUGGGUCGGGGGUUCCUGGGUUGUGGACGGCAACUGCGUUGUGGGCGGCUGCUGCGUUCCUCUAGGUGGCAACUGCUGCUUCAUCUCUAGAAUUUCUAUUUGAAGUUUUAGGGUUUGUUAGGCUCAAAAUGUGAUGAGGGUUUUGGUUUUAUUUAUAUGGGCUGAAGUAAUGGUUGUGACAAAAUGGCUCCCAUUUAUUUCUUUUCAUGGGUUUCGGCCCAAAACCUAUGACAAAAUGACUCCCAAUAUCCAUUAUCAACAUAUACGUUCAAAACCGGUUUAAACCGUCGAACCCCGAUCCAACCAUUAAACCCUAAACCCUUAGCUAAACCGGCUUGACGACUUAAUCCGGUUUGACAACCUUGCUGUGAACCCUAGCCAAGCCAAGUAGCUUGGCUCUUUGAAUAACAACACUCAACACUCCUACUUCCCAAGAUUCAAAUCACCCAGUACACACUCAUACACUGUGAUUCAAUCUACUGAAGUAGCUGCAUCAAUGGACCCAAAUUAGAAGAGUUUAACAUCAAACACUCUCGCUACAGACUGCCAAGUUUGAAUUGGAGCUGGAUGCUUACAAUUUAUAGGGCAAGAUAGUGGAUGGUCAGCAUGUGACCAUUUCCUAAUAAGAGAUCCACAUAGCCUUCAUCAUUUGCCAAGAUAGAGACGGUGCUAGGUGGAGCAAGCUCGAGAAGGCUGCAGUUUCUUGUGAGAGAGGACGAUCGAGAAGAGAGAUCAUCAUUCGAGGAGUUCUCUCUCAGCAGUUGUGGUAAACUUCGAAGGACGAUACAUCGAAAUAUCAUCGUUGCAAGUUGCUUCUGCAGUUGGUUGGAACGACACCGUUUUCUAUUGGAACGACACCGUUUUCUAUCACUAAGCGCUCCAUUUCAGUGCAACAGGUGGCUUAAUCGGUGGUUGGAUAUGGUAAUUCAGUGCAUAGGUGAUUCAACAACAACAACAAAAAGUCGUAAUUCAGUGAUGAACAAAGAAAUAUGUAACAAGUUAAUUAACUUGUACCAUAAUUAACAUGUGACUUUUCACAAUAGUUGAUUUAUAGACUCCCAAAUUUCGAAGACUAAGAUUUCGUAGGUCUUUUCCGUGGGAUGAACACCAUCCCAGAAAAUAUACUCGGAAGUAUCGCUGCAAGUCGAGGGGCACGAUUGGUUGCAAAGAAUUGCGGUUUCUGUGUCUGUACAACAACAACUUUCCUUUAUUACAUCGAACCCUGCAACACAAGCACAACUAAACUCAUGAUUUCAACAAGACGUAAGUGUCACCUAAUGGGUUGGUUUUUCGCAUAAUGAGUUUCUGUUUGUUUCUUAUAAAACGUACUUUUCAUUAUUUUCAAAAAUCGGACUUAAUAGGUGUCAGUGUGGCUUUAGCUUCCAAAGAAAACAAAAAGUUAUAAAAAUCGGACCAAACAUAUACUAGUUAGAUUCGCCAAGUUAGAUAAUAUCAACUUACCAUAUCUUUGGGGGUCCUGUAUAAUACCAAGCAAAGGACCAUACAGAUCCACAAACACUAUCUUCAAGCCAGGAAGAUGGUCGUUGAGAUACUCAAUUUCAGAUAUAAGCUUCCCAUUGUAUAACCUUGCAAGCUCAUUGAAAUCCUCAGCACAUUCCCUUUCCACUCCUCCUCCUACGGUUCUUCCUUGUGGCACACACCCGGGCACUAAUGUGCUGAACACACCGAUUUUACGAGCCCCCAACUUGUACAGUUCGACCAGAAAUUCUGAAGCUUGGAUCGCAAGAAACGUGGCAUAUGAAGUCAUGUCGUACUCGAGGUGCCUAUUGGUGAGGAAAUAAGUAGAUCCUAUGUCGUUGUUUCCCGAUGAAAGUAAGUAGAGGCUUCGAUUGACAAUGUCUUUUGCUCUCUGUUCCCCUGCGUUAGCUAUUAACUUGUCCUUAUAUUCUUGAAAGAGUAUGAGUUGGUUUGGAAUUGAUAGUGCCAUCUGCAUUAGUAAGAAAAAAAAUGAAAUCUUGAGAUGUGU